GCGAGCAGCAGCAUGCUCUCAGUCACUGACAGCCAGGACAAUAAACAAUGACAGAAAUAUUAGGAGCUCCGGAGAAAUGCGUGGCACAGGGGGCGGCGUGGUGAUAGUGUGGUUGCCCCGCAAUGAGCCGCCGACCUCCGGACCACCGGAGUGGAGCCCGACGGGACAUGAGGGCAACCUGGAUCCUGACUGUGACUGCCCUCAUCAGCGCCCAGACUGCCGGAGGAUCACCGCUUGUCCCGGACCCUGAGGUUUUUCUGGAAAAGUACGGCUACCUCCAUCAGGAAAACCACAUCCACAAUGCGGUGGAGGUGCAGUCAGCCGUCCGCGAGUUCCAGUGGUUGUCCCGGCUUCCUGUGACAGGCGAACUUGACAGUGCCACCCUCAGGCAGAUGGCGGAGCCCCGCUGUGGGGUGUCGGAUGAGGGCAGCCAGCAGAUCUGGGCACGGAGAGUAAACGCACUCUUCACUGGAAAGGGGGCUACUGCGGGGCGGCCCCAGAGCCGCAGAAGGCGUUCUGCUGCACAAGCUGAGAAGUGGUACAAACGUCACCUGACCUACCAGAUAGUGAACUGGCCUCGCCAUCUGUCUCUGGGCUCGGUGCGGCUGGCGGUGCGUGCAGCUUUCCAGCUGUGGAGCAAUGUGUCGGGCCUGGUCUUCCAAGAGGCCCCUGAAGGACCCGCAGACAUCCGGCUGGCAUUUUAUGAGGGAGACCACAACGAUGGGGCCAGCAACGCCUUUGAUGGUCCAGGGGGAACUCUGGCUCACGCUUUCCUGCCUCGUCGGGGGGAAGCCCACUUCGACAUGGCAGAGAGGUGGACACUGAACGGACACAAAGGACACAACCUGUUCAUGGUGACUGCCCACGAGAUCGGACACACUCUGGGACUGGAGCACUCCCCGGUCCGUCACGCUCUAAUGUCGCCGUACUACAGGAAACUCGGCCGCAGCCUGGUGCUGAGCUGGGACGACAUCUUUGCAGUGCAGCAGCUGUACGGUAAGCCAUCAGGUGACCGCCCGGUGAGGCUGCCAGGCCAGGUUUUGCACGCCACCCUGCAGGAGUGGGAGUUCACAGAGCUUGACAACAGGCAGAAGACCACAGGCCAGCCUCUCUACUGCCAGGGCAUCUUUGAUGCCAUCACUAUGGACGUGAAUGACACCGUGCUGGUGUUUCGGGGCAGUGUGUACUGGACAGUAUCAGCUGAGGGUGGUGUGAGCGGCCCGCUGCCUCUCCGUCAGCGCUGGUCUGACCUUCCUCCGGCCAUCGAGGCUGCUGCUUUCUCUCCGCUGGACUCCAAGUGGUAUUUUUUCAAAGGGAAGCGGAUGUGGCGCUACACGGGCAGUGUGCUGGACCCCGGCUUCCCCAGGAAGAGCAGUGACUUGGGGCUACCUCACCACCCUGACUGCGCCUUCUUUUACACACCUCUGGGUCACAUGGUCCUCUUCAAGGGCUCCCGCUACUCUGUGCUUAACCUCAAAACCCUGCGCCAAGAGCCUUACUACCCCCGCAGGCUGACAGACUGGACCGGGGUGCCACAGGGGACCAAUGGGGCGCUGACCCGUCCCGGCGGACGCCUCUACCUGUUUAGAGAACACCGCUUCUGGAGUUUUGACCCAGUCAAGGUGCGAGUCACCAGAGAGGGACAGUGGGCUAAGGAUCUGAGCUGGACUGGUUGCAGCGACACUCCUCAGAGCAACAACAUUCUUUGACCAGCAGAUGGAGCUGUAAGCUUGACAUAAAGUGCAAUUUGUUGAUGUAUACUGUAAUACAACUUUUUUUUUUUUUUUAUAGCCUAAACCCACAUUGAGUUUAUAUGUUGCCAAAGGAGCCUGGAUCAAAAUACUUAUACCAUGUAGGGAAUUACAGAUACAAGCCAACUUGGUUUGUACAUUUGGAAGCAAAUACAGUAUUUAUACUGCAGAGCAAUAAUAUUACUGUAUAUUGAUGUGCAAUUAUACCCUUUUUAAUACAGUUUACACAAUAGUAGGGCCGUGCACUCUAAAGUGAGGGGACCAAGAACUGUUUUUAGGUGGGGACAAUAUUACACAGCAGUUUGAACUGUGCUUUUAAAACCAUACUUUUUCCUCUUGUAGUUAUUGCACACUGACAGAGAAACCAAAAGACCUGCGCUUUUAUCAUCUCGUCCGGAGUAUCAUUAACAUAUGUAAGAGAUUGUAUAAAUAACCGUUACUUACUUUGGCCUGUGAUUGUGUGCUUCCCUCCUAAUUGCUUGCUAUGGUAGAUGGCCUAAUCUUUAUCAGUGACGCCCACUGAGGUCCAACUGUUUGGACAAUAUGACGAGUACAUAAUGAAGUGUGUAUAUAAAGUGUAGGAUAGCAGUACAGGUAGGUGAGUCGUCAACUAUGAUGGCAGAUGGAUGGCGGAAGCUAUCAUAAGGCUGACAGCUGCAUCAACAGUGCGAUGCAUAUUAAGAAACAGCUGUGGAGAAAAAAUGAUUCUGCUAUAAACAUGAAUGUUUCCACAUUCAACCAAAGAUGAAAUUCUGUGUGGUUUGGGGUUGAAGGCUGAGCAGCAGCAGACUGAUAAUGCAUGUGAGAAACAGCCAGCAUUCACUUCUGUCCUUUUCAUCCUAUCAAAAUAUUAUCUUUUGGUGUAUGAUUGUUACAUCACUGCAGGAAGAGCGGUAGUCUGUCAGUGCAUAUGUAGGUCAGAGAUUAUUUAGCCCACUAUACAGUACACUGAUCCCACUGCUAAUGAAUUUUGGCAAUGGUAUUACAUUAGUACUGAGCGGUAAAACCUUUUGUCAUUUGGAAACAUCACAGUCAGAACACAUGGUUAGCCUUUAUAAUUCGACGAAAUCAGAAGACGGUUUUGUUCAACUGUCUUUUAAUACUAAG
This is a messenger RNA of Xiphias gladius (swordfish), 2858 nucleotides long. It is a transcript of the gene mmp28, whose product is annotated as matrix metallopeptidase 28. The record is from RefSeq and is a predicted model, not a curated record. Gene Ontology annotation, molecular function: zinc ion binding; metalloendopeptidase activity. The coding region runs from base 123 to 1709 and encodes 528 amino acids. The transcript is spliced from 8 exons. Gene Ontology annotation, cellular component: extracellular matrix. Gene Ontology annotation, biological process: extracellular matrix organization; proteolysis; collagen catabolic process. NCBI's taxonomy places the organism in Eukaryota, Metazoa, Chordata, Actinopteri, Istiophoriformes, Xiphiidae.